UUUGACGACCAUGAUAAUUAAUUUUGUUGAUACAAAUGGCAUAGUUCAGGAAUGCACUCCUGUAGAUCUAUAUAGCAUCAGUCUCGUGGACUAAGAAUAGAUGUACACGAGCAGGAUCGAGCUAUAGGGAACUCCUGACACGAGUUAGCUAUUAUAGAACUAACUGUUUCAUUAUGGCCGAGCAAGUGACUUUUACACCACUGGAAACUGUUUCCAAAGUGGAGAUAUCUGUGCGUUGUAAAAACCUGAAGGACUUGGAUGUGUUCUCCAAGAGCGAUCCGAUAGUGUUCUUGUAUGAGAGGUUAUCCCCCAGUGCAGUCUGGAACAAACUGGGCAAGACUGAGGUCAUUGACAACAAUCUCAAUCCCGAGUUCUCCAAGACAUUCCUGUUGGACUAUCGCUUUGAAGAGGUUCAGUAUCUUCGGUUCUCAGUGUAUGAUGUUGAUAACAAGCACCAUGUGGACAAUAUCUCACUGCAUGACUUCAUUGGAGAGUCAUUCUGUACUCUGGCAGACAUAGUCACUGCUGGACAGGAAUACAAUAAGACACUACGGUCAAAUGGUACUUCAAGAGGCCAGAUAUACGUGACAGCUGAGGAAAUUCAAGAUUCAAAAUUUACUAUUCAGUUCCAGUUCUCCGCUAGCAACCUGGACAAGAAAGAUUUCUUUGGGAAAUCCGACCCAUUGCUAGAGAUAGCCAAGUCUCAGGAGGGGGGUGGAUACAGUCUAGUGUAUCGAUCUCAGCCCCUCAUGAAGACUCUUAAUCCAAGGUGGCCUGGGUUUGAGCUGACUAUUCAGAAGUUAUGUAGUGGAGACUGGGACCGCACCCUAAAGCUGUCUGUUUGGGAUUGGAACCGGUCAGGCAGUCACGAUUUUAUUGGCUCAGCUUUCACCACUCUCAGGGAGAUAUGUCCAGAAAAAGGGGGGCAGGUGUUCAACCUUGAGCUAAUCAAUCAAGAAAAAAAGAAGAAGAAAAAGUACAAAUCUUCUGGAGUUCUCAAUCUAGAGAUGGUAAAAGGAAUUCCAACACAUACGUUUGUGGAUUACAUUCGCGGAGGGUGCCAGAUCAGUCUGAUGGUUGCUAUAGAUUUCACUGCAUCCAAUGGAAAGCCCCAGGAACCAUCAUCACUGCAUUAUAUUGGACAGAGUCAGAUGCUCAAUCAGACUAGGGACAAUGAGUACAUGCAGGCUAUCAGGAGUGUUGGUAGUAUCCUGGCCCCGUACGACAGCGACCAGCUCAUCCCAGUUUUUGGGUUUGGGGCCAGGCUACCACCCAAUGGGGAGGUGUCUCAUUGUUUCCCUCUCAACUUCAACCCACAAGGACCAGAUGUGUUUGGAGUAGAGGGUAUUUUGGAGGCGUACCACUAUGCACUGAGGCAGGUGCAGCUGUUUGGGCCCACAAACUUCUCUUACUUCCUGGACAAGGCAAUGGAGUACGCAUCAGGCUCCAGUAUGGCUCAGGCACAACAAAACUACACCAUACUGCUGGUUAUCACGGAUGGUGUGAUAUCGGACAUGACACGGACUGUAGACAAGAUAGUGGCAGCUUCUCGUCUCCCUCUCUCCAUAGUCAUAGUGGGAGUAGGGGGAGCUGAUUUUACUAACAUGGAGGUGCUGGAUGCUGAUGACACACCCCUGGUAAACCAGAGAGGGGUGAAGAUGAGUAGAGACAUUGUACAGUUUGUUCCUUUGAGGCAGUUUCAAUCAAGAGGUGGAGCUAAUUUCUCACUGGCCAAAGAGACUCUGGCAGAGAUACCUACUCAAUUAUUGUCAUUCAUGAAGAGCAAAGGGAUCAAACCCAACCCCCCACCACUCAGGAGACAGGAGACGUUUUCACAGAGAAUACCUGCUCCUUUGCAAUCUGCUGUGCCAGCACUGCAACAAACCUACACUCAACAACUAGUACCAACACCCUCCCAGGCUCCACAAGGUAUCCACCAGUACUACCCUCCGGAGCAACAACUGCAACAGCCAUAUCCCCAGAACUAUCUCAGAACACAAGGACCUCCACCCUCGUACACAUCCCUAGGAACUCCUAGUGUACAACCAUACCCUUAAUAUCUGUCUCAAUCGCCACUAAUGUAGUUAUAAUUAUGUAUAUUACUUACACCCAUUAUUUUUGUAAAUAUUGAUGCUCAGAUUUAAGUGGUCUUAAACACGAUAUAA
Halichondria panicea is the source of this 2165-nucleotide messenger RNA. RefSeq names its product copine-9-like. Gene Ontology annotation, molecular function: calcium-dependent phospholipid binding. Gene Ontology annotation, biological process: cellular response to calcium ion. The coding region runs from base 174 to 2057 and encodes 627 amino acids. The transcript has 13 exons. The record is from RefSeq and is a predicted model, not a curated record. NCBI's taxonomy places the organism in Eukaryota, Metazoa, Porifera, Demospongiae, Suberitida, Halichondriidae. Gene Ontology annotation, cellular component: plasma membrane.